AUGGAAAACGAUAUUCUAGAUUCUCUAGAAGACUUGGGGUAUACAGGAGAAGUAUUGGAAGGAAAUGCUCUCAAUGCUGCCGUGGAAGAUGGUCAAGUUACGGCAGCCUUCACCCAGAUCGUAGAAUGGGUGACUCUACAGAUUAAACAGUUCUGUCAAUUAGAAGAAACAAUUAAUGCUAUUUCAACCUAUGAGUCUGAUGCACAGAAUUUUUUGAUGGAAUUGUCCAGUUUUCUGAGAGAAUUAGGAGGAUGUCCCUAUAAAGUAUUUAUGGAAGGGUCUGUAAAAGAUAGACUGCAAUCACGGCAAGAUAAACUAAAGCUACUGGACUAUUUAAUAGGUGAACUGAGUGCUAUUAAAAUUGUGGCCAAUAAAAAUCCCAGCUUGUUAAAACAGAAGAACGUAGAAAAUGGCCAAGUUUCUAAAGAACCGAGUGAGAGUGAGACUGCUGGUGUUUUAAAGGCAAUGUUAAUAGCUUUAAGUUUUCCUAAACCACCAGAGAAUAUAACAGCUUUUCAGUUGUUCAGUAAAUUGGAAGGAAAGGUUAAAGAACUCAUGUCUCAGAAUCCAGAGUUAUUUGGUGAAGCGUUACUGAAGGCGAGGCUAUCAGAACAACAGUGGAAAGACGUCCUGGAAGUCAAUAGGAUUCUAACGGAAGAAUAUAGAGUCAGACGUGAGAUGUUGUUAAAAAGAGUAGAUGUGACUAUCCAGUCAUUUAAGUGGUCAGAAAAAGCUAAGAGAAAUGAAAAUAAGAUAGCUGAAGUGUAUCAACCAAUACGACAAAAAUUAUCAUCCAAAUCUAAAAUAGAUGUGGCAGACAUCUUGGCUGCUAGAGAUGAUUUGACGAGAUUACAGAAAACUAGUAGUGGAGAAGCUCGAGAGAGAACUAAAUGUGCUAUAAAUAGAGUUCUUAUAGGAAAAGUUCCUGAUCGAGGUGGGAGAGCAUUUGAACUGGAACCACCCCCUCCUGAAAUGCCAGCAUUUAUGAAGAGAGUAGAUGCUCCACAAGGUGGUGGUCGUGGAGGAAGAGGAGGCGAAAGGGGUGGAGGAAGA
Messenger RNA from Lottia gigantea (owl limpet), 1053 nucleotides. RefSeq lists its product as hypothetical. Gene Ontology annotation, cellular component: tRNA-splicing ligase complex. Lineage: Eukaryota; Metazoa; Mollusca; Gastropoda; Lottiidae. The annotation marks the transcript as partial. The transcript has 10 exons. The record is from RefSeq and is a predicted model, not a curated record.